Blastomyces gilchristii SLH14081 is the source of this 276-nucleotide messenger RNA. RefSeq lists its product as uncharacterized. The transcript has a single exon. The record is from RefSeq and is a predicted model, not a curated record. The coding region runs from base 1 to 276 and encodes 91 amino acids. NCBI's taxonomy places the organism in Eukaryota, Fungi, Ascomycota, Eurotiomycetes, Onygenales, Ajellomycetaceae.
AUGAAGAAGAAGACAGAGAUAGAGAAAAGAGAGAAGAAGAAGAAGAAGAAGAAGAAGAAGAAGAAGAAGAAGAAGAAGGAGAAAAAGAAGCCUGCUGCAGUUGUCAAGCAGAAUCUCUUUCUCUGCAAACAACCCGCUGCUGCUGUUAGCCUGUUACAGCCCUGGCCCACCCUGUCAAAUGUCAUGUCAGGGACAAAAGCAUUGAGUUGCUUGAUGCUAAAGAAGUUGAGAUUGAAUACCUGUGCCAUGAGAACACCUCUCUUCAAAGAAAAUUGA